GUGUGUGUGUGUGUGUGUGUGUGUGUGUGUGUGUGUGUGUGUGUGUGUGUGUGUGUGAGAGAGCAUUAAAGAUCGAAUGUAAGACUGCAUUUCCACACACAGUGUCUCUGCUUAAGGAGAGUUAUUAAAAAUGCUGGUGUGUUUUUAUCUUCUCCUUCUUCUUCACAUCACUGAAGGCUGCAGUCUGAAAGGAAAUAAAGAGACAGAACAGAUCACUGCAUACACAGGAGACUCAGUACUGCUGCCCUGCUCCUGCACUGAGCUCCACAGAAAACCUGAGACAUUCACAUGGAAGAAAAAUACAGAUAGAUAUAACUGGGCACAGAUAUCUCCUGAGAGUGAUGAGUACAAAGAGAGAUUUCAGCUGGUUAAUGAUCACUCUUCAGGAAAUCUCUCUCUGCUCAUAUCACACCUGACUGAACAGGAUGGAGGACUUUACAGGUGUAAUGUUAAAGGGGGUGACUACAGAGACGUCAGACUCACUGUUAAAGAUUGCAGACUGAAUCAACAGACAGUGGAUCUGACUGGAAUCGUGGGACAAUCUGUCCUUCUGCCCUGCUCCUGCUCUGAACUACAAGCCAAACCACACACUUUCAGAUGGAUAUUUUAUAUAGGAUCUGAUGUCAUAAAGAUCUCCCCAAAGGUGCAGACAAAUCUCCACACAGACAGAGUUCAGUUCUUUAAUGAUCAUCCUCCAGGAAAUCUCUCUCUACUCAUAUCACACCUGACUGUAGAGGAUGGAGGAUGGUACAGCUGUGAGAUCAACAACAAAAUCAGUACAGACAUCAAACUCACAGUAAAAGCCUCAGAGAGACCUUCAAGUUCUACACCAAAGAACAAACCAGAUGUCAUAAGUACAACACCAACCCUGAUGGACAGUGAAAAAGGAUUUGAAACAGAUGAAGAUUCCAACCACUCACCUCCUUACAACAUCAUCGUCAUCAUCAGCUCUAGUGUUGCUGCUGUUCUGCUGCUGCUUCUGCUGAUACUCGGAGGAGUCAUGUACUGGAAAUACAGAGGACAGAGACAAGGACAGACCAAGAUCAGUGAUGGACAGAGGACACAUCAGAAGAAACAGGACAUUAAUGAACCUCUGAAAUUAACUGUAACAUCAGACCCUACGUAUGAAGAAGUACACAAACAGAAUGAAUCGGAUGUUCUGUAUGCAGAUAUAAAUCCAGAAACUAAACACAAGAAAGCAGUAGCCAAGGAUGAUUCUGAUGUACUGUAUGCAGUUAUAAAUCCAGAAACUAAACUCAAGAAAGCAGUAGCAAAGGAUGAUGUGACGUACUCAUCUGUAGCCCACAAUAACACUGGGAGAGCAGCACACAGUCCAGUGACAUCAGUGGAUACUACAGUAUACGCCAGCAUCAAAACAAACUAACACACACACACACACACACACACACACACACACACAAAGACACAAACACACACACA
Messenger RNA from Tachysurus fulvidraco (yellow catfish), 1440 nucleotides. RefSeq lists its product as uncharacterized. Gene Ontology annotation, biological process: cell surface receptor signaling pathway; cellular response to lipopolysaccharide; negative regulation of T cell proliferation. The transcript is spliced from 11 exons. Gene Ontology annotation, cellular component: external side of plasma membrane. NCBI's taxonomy places the organism in Eukaryota, Metazoa, Chordata, Actinopteri, Siluriformes, Bagridae. Bases 131 to 1384 code for a protein of 417 amino acids. The record is from RefSeq and is a predicted model, not a curated record.